Messenger RNA from Nerophis lumbriciformis (worm pipefish), 1734 nucleotides. The record is from RefSeq and is a predicted model, not a curated record. Lineage: Eukaryota; Metazoa; Chordata; Actinopteri; Syngnathiformes; Syngnathidae.
AUGACGAAGAAGAUCCAAGGAGCUUGUACAUUGUGUCUGCAUCAUGUCGCUCUUCUCCAAAGGAAUCCUGGUUCAUCACUGCAGUGCUCCAGAAGCUUUAGUACACUCAGGGAAGGAAAGCGUAGGGGGUUGUUACGGAAGACACUUGCCACCAUCGCAGUGGGUGUGCCAGUGGCGGCGGGUGUGAAAUAUGCCGUGUCGGACAAGAGAGAGCGGAGGAAGAUGAGGAUAGUGACUGAAGGAUUUGGUCGGUUCUGCAGAUCUCUCUAUGUGGGACUCGUGAUAUCAGUGGACUACUGGUGGACCACCAAUGUGUCUCUUCGGGGUUUGGAUGAGAGCAGCCCAUCCUACACUUCGGCAAUAUCAGCUUGCCACCAAAGAGCGGCAGAGAGCAUGGUGGAGGGUGCCAUAAAAAAUGGCGGCUUAUACAUCAAACUGGGCCAAGGUCUGUGCUCUUUUAACCAUCUCCUGCCGCCUGAAUACAUCCGUACCUUGCAAGUCCUGGAAGAUAGAGCCUUGAAUAGGCGAUACAAAGAGGUGGAUGCUCUUUUCCAAGAAGACUUCAACAAAAGCCCACAGGAGAUGUUUAAAAGCUUUGAUUAUGAGCCUAUAGCUGCUGCCAGCUUGGCUCAGGUUCACAAGGCAGAACUCUUAGAUGGAACUUCCGUCGCUGUGAAGGUGCAGUACAUUGAUCUCAGGGACCGCUUUGAUGGUGACAUCAGGACAUUGGAGGUACUGCUGGAUAUUGUCAAAUUCAUGCACCCGAGCUUUGGAUUCCGAUGGGUACUCAAGGAUCUGAAGGGGACUCUGGCACAAGAGCUCGACUUCGAGAACGAGGCCAGGAACUCGGAGAGGUGCGCCGACGAGCUGAAACACUUCAAAUUUAUUGUGGUGCCAAAAGUGUUCUGGGAGCAAACCAGUAAGAGGGUGUUGACGGCCGAGUUUUGCAAAGGUUGUAAGAUCAACAAUGUGGAAGAAAUUAAAAGACAAGGACUGAGCUUGAAAGAUGCCGCCGACAAGCUGAUCCGAGCAUUUGCUGAGCAAAUAUUCUACACGGGUUUUAUCCAUGCUGAUCCACAUCCUGGAAAUGUUCUUGUGAGGCGAGGUCCCGACAACAAGGCAGAGUUGGUGCUUUUGGAUCAUGGCUUGUACGAAUACCUCAGCCAACAUGACCGUGUGGCUUUGUGUAAAUUAUGGAGAUCUAUCAUCCUGCGAGAUGAAGCUGCUAUGGAAAUGUACUCCAAAGCGUUAGGUGUCAAAGAAUACUUCCUCUUCUGCGAGAUGCUGCUACAGCGGCCCAUCAACAUGCGCGAGUUGCGCCUGUGCAAUAUCCUGAGUGGAGAGGAGACGGCCUACAUGCGCCAAAUGGCUGUCCACCGCUUCAACAGCAUCAUGGAAGUGCUCAAAUCCAUGCCCCGGCCCAUGUUGUUGGUCUUCCGGAACAUCAACACGGUUCGGAGCAUCAACAUCACGCUGGGAGCGCCUGUUGACCGCUACUUCGUGAUGGCCAAAAGUGCGGUGCGAUCUUGGGGAAAGAUCCAUGCAGAGAAAACCAGUAUGCUGCAUAGAUUCUGGGUAGUCCGCUGGUUGUGGACUAGAUGGGAAGGCCUCAAGUUCGAGCUGGCUUUAAGAUCAGAGAUGGCGUUGAUGAGCGUGACCCGCUCCUUCGUUAACCUGCUGACCUACUUGGGUGUCAUCUCUCUGGAUUCUGAAAUGUAUGAGUACCUAAGAUAG